AUGGCUUCGAUGGGAAAACUUUCUCACUUUGAUUUGGAAUACUCCUUCACGAUAGCAAAGUUAUCUGAACAGAAAUAUGCAGAAAUUGAUCCCAAAUUUAUAUGUCGUUUUGGCAACAACAUAACUAAAACAUGGACCAUCCUCAACAACCAAGGAGUGCAUCACGUCCUAAUUUAUAACAAAGACGAAAUUCAUCCACUUAUAAUUAGUGGAUGGAAAGACGCUGAAGAUUUUUAUAAUUGCCCCGUCAAUGCCGUUCUUGAGGUGGGUUACUAUAUGGAUGACAAUUUUAGCAUUCUCAACAUAAAAAAUAUAGUGGAUAUCGAGCAAUUGCCGGUUCACCAUAGCAGGUUUUGGGGAGCAGACAACAUUAUGGUUUUCGACCUGGGUCUAACAAAUGUCGAACUAUGUCAAAACAAAUUGAGAUUGGAUGAAGACUUUGCUGCACUUUUAAAAGAUUACAACUACAACUGUCUCAACUUGUGCUGUGAUAAUGGUUUAGAUUUGAUGUCAGAUGUCCAAAUAAAAAAUGUCAUGUAUAUAAAAUCCAUUGAUUAA
Vicia villosa (hairy vetch) is the source of this 558-nucleotide messenger RNA. RefSeq lists its product as uncharacterized. The transcript is spliced from 4 exons. The coding region runs from base 1 to 558 and encodes 185 amino acids. The record is from RefSeq and is a predicted model, not a curated record. Lineage: Eukaryota; Viridiplantae; Streptophyta; Magnoliopsida; Fabales; Fabaceae.